Sorex fumeus (smoky shrew) is the source of this 2973-nucleotide messenger RNA. It is a transcript of the gene RUBCN, whose product is annotated as rubicon autophagy regulator. The transcript has 20 exons. Gene Ontology annotation, biological process: negative regulation of endocytosis; negative regulation of autophagosome maturation. The record is from RefSeq and is a predicted model, not a curated record. Gene Ontology annotation, cellular component: late endosome; early endosome. Gene Ontology annotation, molecular function: phosphatidylinositol phosphate binding. NCBI's taxonomy places the organism in Eukaryota, Metazoa, Chordata, Mammalia, Eulipotyphla, Soricidae. Bases 85 to 2952 code for a protein of 955 amino acids.
CGUCUCCGAAGCCCGUCCGACGCGGCCGACGCCUGCGUUCCGGAGAGACGCGCCGGGACGCGGCUGUCAGCGGAGGGCGACCCGAUGCGGCCCGAGGGCGCGGCCGUGGAGCUCGGCGGCCGGGGGAGCCCGCCCGAGGAGAGCAGGAGGGAGCACUGGCAGUUGCUCGGUAAUUUGAAGACGACCGUGGAGGGUUUGGUGUCAGCCAACAGCCCCAAUGUCUGGUCCAAGUAUGGCGGCCUGGAGCGACUUUGCAGGGACAUGCAGAGCAUCCUCUAUCAUGGGCUCAUCCGCGACCAGCAGGUGUGCUGCCGUCAGGCUGAUUACUGGCAGUUCGUGAAGGACAUACGCUGGCUCAGUCCCCACUCAGCCCUUCAUGUGGAGAAGUUCAUUGACCUGCACGAGAAUGAGCAGAGCAGCACCAACGGGGAGGAUGAGCGUGCCGUGGCUGAGCUGUGGCUGCAGCACAGCCUGCAGAGCCACUGUCUCUCGGCCCAGCUCCGGCCCCUGCUCGGGGAUAGGCAGUACAUCAGGAAAUUCUACACAGAGACUGCUUUUCUGCUAAGCGACGCACACGUCACAGCCAUGCUUCAGUGCUUAGAAGCCGUGGAACAGAACAACCCCCGUCUCCUCGCUCAGAUUGAUGCUUCCAUGUUUGCCGGGAAGCAGGAGAGCCCGCUGCUCACCACGAAGAGCCAGAGCCUCACGGCCCUGCCUGUCUCCACACGUAUGCCCCUGCCCGGCGGCACCCAGCCUUCCUACUUUGGGUCCUUCUCUGGCCUCCAGCCGGUCUCCAACAACAACUCAGAAAGAAGAUCUACUUCCUUUUCACUUUCCAGUCCUCCCCAGGAGCCCCAGGAGACCAGAGGACACAGCUCACCCACAGAGGACCAGACCCCCCAGGCCCCGCUGCUCCCGGUCUCUCCUGCAGCCAGGGAGUCCCUCUCCACCCCACAGGAGAUGAGCUCCAGCACCCUGACCAGCCCCACUGAGGCAUCCUGGGUCAGCAGCCAGGACGAGUCUCCGAGUGAAGCCAGUGAGGGGCCUGAGUACUUGGCCAUUGGGAACCUGGACCCCCGAGGCUGGACCGCCCGCUGUCAGAGUCUCGGUGGCAGUGAGGAGAGCAGUAGCUCCCAGAAGCUGGAGUCGGCGGCUGCUUCCCCCGGGGACCAGGAGGGAGGCGGGCAGAGCCAGCUGCCCAGCGUCCUGCGCAGGUCCAGCUUCUCAGAGGGACAGAUUCUCACCGUUCCCAGUGGAACAAAGAAGAGCCACACUCGCUCCCAUUCAGACACCAACAUUGCCUCCAAGGGAGCCCCAGAGAGUGGCCAGCACCUGUGCUCGGGGGAAGGCAUGUUCCGGAGACCCUCGGAGGGCCAGUCUCUCAUCAGCUACCUGUCUGAGCAAGACUUCGGCAGCUGCGCUGACCUAGAGAAGGAGAAUGCCCACUUCAGCAUCUCAGAGUCCCUGAUUGCUGCCAUUGAGCUGAUGAAGUGCAACAUGAUGAGUCAGUGCCUGGAAGAGGAAGAGGAUGGGGAGGAGGACAGUGAUCGGGAGAUCCAGGAGCUGAAGCAGAAGAUACGCCUUCGCCGCCAGCAGAUCCGCACCAAGAACCUGCUCCCUGUGUACCAGGAGGCCGAGCAUGGCAGCUUUCGAGUCACUUCCAGCAGCUCCCAGUUUAGUUCACGGGACUCGACCCAAUUCUCUGACUCUGGCUCUGCUGAUGAGGUUGAUGAGUUCGAAAUUCAAGAUGGUAGUGAAGGAUCUAACCUGACUCCUGUGUCAGAGACCGGCCUCUCAGUGUCCAUGGCCUCCAUGUUUUCAGAUGCUGACAUCAGAAGGAACACAGCCCCAAGCAGCAAAUCCUUCAUUUCUUCCCAGUCCUUCUCACACUGCUUCCUACACUCCACCUCUGCGGAGGCAGUGGCCAUGGGGCUUCUGAAGCAGUUUGAGGGCAUGCAGCUGCCGGCAGCCUCCGAGCUCGAGUGGUUAGUUGCAGAGCACGAAGCCCCUCAGAAGCUCCUGCCCAUCCCUGACUCACUGCCCAUCUCACCGGAUGAUGGGCAACACGCAGACAUCUACAAGCUACGUAUUCGUGUCCGUGGGAACCUGGAGUGGGCGCCACCACGGCCUCAGAUCAUUUUUAAUGUCCAUCCGGCCCCCACGAGGAAGAUCGCUGUGGCCAAGCAGAAUUACCGCUGUGCGGGCUGUGGCAUCCGCACCGACCCUGAUUAUAUCAAGCGGCUGCGGUACUGUGAGUACUUGGGCAAGUACUUCUGUCAGUGCUGUCACGAGAACGCCCAGGUGGUCAUCCCCAGCCGGAUCCUGCGCAAGUGGGACUUCAGCAAGUACUAUGUUAGCAACUUCUCCAAGGACCUGCUCCUCAAGAUCUGGAACGACCCUCUCUUCAAUGUGCAAGACAUCAACAGCGCACUCUACCGGAAGGUCAAGCUGCUCAGUCAAGUCCGGCUGCUGCGAAUCCAGCUGUAUCACAUGAAGAACAUGUUCAAGACGUGCCGCCUGGCCAAAGAGCUUCUGGAUUCCUUUGACGUAGUUCCAGGCCACCUCACUGAGGAUCUGCACCUGUACUCGCUGAAUGAUCUCACUGCAACCAAGAAGGGGGAGCUGGGGCCCCGGCUUGCCGAGCUCGCCAGGGCAGGGGCGGCCCACGUCGAGCGGUGCAUGCUUUGCCAAGCAAAGGGCUUCAUCUGCGAGUUCUGUCAGAAUGAGGAUGACAUCAUCUUUCCUUUUGAACUCCACAAAUGUCGGACCUGUGAAGAGUGUAAGGCAUGCUAUCAUAAGGUCUGUUUCAAGUCCGGAAGCUGUCCACGCUGCGAGCGGCUGCAGGCGCGGCGGGAGCUGAUGGCAAGGCAGAGCCUGGAGUCCUACAUGUCGGACUACGAAGAGCCCACGGAAGCCUUGGAGCUGGAGGCCUCCGUGCUGGAGACCACCUGAGGGGCUCGGGCGCCUCUCUCA